Neoarius graeffei (lesser salmon catfish) is the source of this 5890-nucleotide messenger RNA. RefSeq names its product tripeptidyl peptidase 2 (gene tpp2). Gene Ontology annotation, biological process: proteolysis. Gene Ontology annotation, molecular function: serine-type endopeptidase activity; tripeptidyl-peptidase activity. Gene Ontology annotation, cellular component: cytosol. Lineage: Eukaryota; Metazoa; Chordata; Actinopteri; Siluriformes; Ariidae. The record is from RefSeq and is a predicted model, not a curated record. The transcript has 29 exons. Bases 66 to 3872 code for a protein of 1268 amino acids.
GUUUACCGGUUGUUCUCGCAGGCUGCUGUAGUGUUGGGUUUCAUUUCAUCCUCUCUGGUCGGGUCAUGGCUACUCACUCGGUUGAAGAUUCCUUCCCUUUACACGGGCUGUUGCCGAAAAAGGAGACCGGCGCUGCUUCAUUCCUGACCAGGUUUCCCGAGUACGAUGGACGGGGGGUGCUUAUCGCUAUCCUGGACACCGGGGUGGACCCGGGGGCGCCGGGCAUGCAGACCACCACAGAGGGCAAGCCAAAGAUUGUUGACAUCAUCGAUACGACAGGCAGUGGCGACGUGAACAUGUCAACAGUGGUGGAGCCCAAAGACGGAGAAGUGUUUGGACUUUCUGGGCGCACACUCAAGAUCCCUCCAGCCUGGGUGAACCCAUCAGGAAAAUACCACAUCGGUGUUAAAAACGGUUAUGAGUUUUUUCCAAAACCUCUGAGAGAGAGGAUACAGAAAGAGCGCAAAGAGAAGCUGUGGGACCCAGCACACAGAACAGCUCUAGCAGAGGCCAGUCGCAAGACAGAGGAGUUUGACCUGGCUCAUCCCAACCCCUCACAGAUGGAGAAACUGCAGAAGGAGGAGUUGCAGAGUCACAGUGAGCUGUUGGGCAACAUGGAGAAGAAGUACAGCGACCCUGGGCCUGUGUACGACUGCAUGGCGUGGCACGAUGGCAUCACGUGGAGGGCAGUGGUGGAUACUUCAGAGAGUGGAGACCUGGCGUCCUGUACCGUGCUCAGCUCCUACAGGGAAAGACAGGAGUAUGCUACACUAGGAGAUGCCGAGAUGCUCAAUUACUCCAUCAACAUCUAUGAUGAAGGGAAUACUCUCUGCAUUGUCACUAGUGGAGGUGCUCACGGGACUCACGUCGCCAGCAUAGCAGCAGGGUACUUCCCCGAGGAGCCAGAGAGAAACGGCGUGGCCCCUGGUGCCCAGAUCUUGGCGAUGAAAAUAGGGGAUACUCGCCUGAGCACAAUGGAGACAGGAACAGGCCUGAUCCGAGCGAUGAUCGAGGUCAUUAACUACAAGUGUGACCUUGUGAACUACAGCUAUGGGGAGGCAACCCACUGGCCAAACUCAGGGAGAAUCUGUGAAAUAAUCAGCGAGGCGGUGCAGAAACAUAACGUCCUGUACGUGUCGAGCGCUGGGAACAACGGCCCAUGCCUCUCCACUGUGGGGUGUCCUGGAGGAACCACGAGUAGUGUCAUAGGUGUUGGUGCUUAUGUCACACCGGACAUGAUGGUGGCGGAAUAUUCGCUGAGGGAGAAGCUGCCUCCUAAUCAGUACACGUGGUCCUCAAGGGGUCCCAGUACUGAUGGAGCUCUGGGUGUUAGCAUCAGUGCGCCUGGGGGAGCCAUCGCCUCUGUGCCCAACUGGACCUUGCGUGGCACGCAGUUAAUGAACGGCACCUCCAUGUCCUCGCCCAACGCCUGUGGAGGCAUCGCGCUCGUACUCUCGGGUCUGAAGCAGAACGGGAUGCGACCCACAGUUGCAGCUGUGAGACGUGCUUUGGAAAACACCGCCCAGAAAGUGGAUGAGAUUGAAGUGUUUGCGCAGGGUCAUGGCAUUAUUCAGGUGGAAAGGGCAUUUGACUACCUCAUGCAACAUGCUUCCACUCCCACCAGUAACCUGGGCUUCACGGUCACUGUAGGGAAUCAGCGGGGCAUCUACCUCAGGGACGCCAUCCACGUGUCCGCUCCCUCUGAUCAUGGAGUUGGCAUUGAGCCAGUCUUUCCGGAAAACACUGAAAACUCUAUACGAAUCUCGCUGCAGUUGCACCUGGCGCUCACAUGCAACGCCCCAUGGGUGCAGUGCCCCUCUCACUUGGAGCUCAUGAACCAGUGCCGUCAUGUUAAUAUCCGUGUCGACCCACAGGGACUUCGAGAGGGCCUGCAUUAUACUGAGGUGUGUGCUUAUGAUACCUCUGCCCCGAGUGCUGGUCCACUCUUCAGAGUCCCCAUAACAGUUAUAAUCCCCACAAAGAUUACUGAGAGCCAGAAUCGGGAGAUCUCCUUCACGGACGUUCACUUCAGGCCAGGCCAGAUACGACGCCAUUUUAUCACCGUCCCUCAAGGAAGCUCGUGGGCAGAGAUCACGUUAACGUCUCACUCCUCCGAUGUCUCCUCCAAGUUUGUCCUCCAUGCCGUGCACCUGGUGAAGCAGAGAGCUUACCGAGCUAACGAGUUCUACAAAUUCUCCUCACUGCUGGAGAAGGGCUCACUCACGGAGGCUUUCCCUGUGCUGCCUGGUCGGACGGUAGAGGUGUGCAUCGCUCGUUGGUGGGCCAGUCUUGGUGAUGUCGUCGUAGACUAUACCGUUUCCUUCCAUGGGCUGCGAACGUCUCCCUGCCCUCUUCAUAUACAUGCUUCUGAGGGCAUAACCAGUUUUGAGGUGUCGUCUCCUAUUCGAUAUGAGGAGGUCUCACCAACCAUCACCCUGAAGAACUGGGUCCAGCCCCUUAGGCCAGUAAGUUCAAAAAUAAAAGCACUCGGUUCCAGAGAUGUCUUGCCCAACAGCCGUCAGCUUUAUGAAAUCGUCCUUACAUACAGCUUUCACCAGCCUAAAGGUGGAGAGGUGACCCCAAGUUGUCCACUUCUGUGUGAGCUGCUAUACGAAUCGGAGUUUGACAGCCAGCUCUGGCUGCUCUUUGACCAGAACAAGAGACUCAUGGGGUCUGGAGAUGCUUAUCCUCACCAGUACUCUUUGAAGCUGGAGAAAGGUGACUACGCCAUCCGGCUGCAGGUUCGCCACGAGCAGCAGAGUGAGUUGGAGCGGUUGAAAGAUCUGCCUUUCAUAGUGUCUCAUCGCCUCUCCAACACACUGAGCCUGGACGUGUACGAGACACAUCGGGCAGCCAUGCUAACUAAGAAGAAAGCAAACUCACUCACUCUCGCACCAGGAUCCUCUCAGCCAUUCUACGUCACCUCUCUAUCAGACGACAAGUGUGUGAUUUUGCGGAUUCCUAAAGGUACAGGUCCGGGAUGCUAUAUGACCGGCUCUCUGGUUGUAUCGAAGAGCGAGUACGGGAAAAAAGCAGGCCAAGCCUCAGCCAAACGACAAGGAAAGUUUAAAAAGGACCUUGUGCCAGUUUUCUACCACCUGAUCUCAGCCCCUAACAAAUCAAAGAAUGGAGGAAAGGACAAGGAUAAGGAUGGCGAGAAAGAGAAGGACAUGAAGGAGGAGUUCUCCGAAGCCCUCCGAGACUUGAAGAUCCAGUGGAUGACCAAGUUGGACACCAAUACAUUAUAUGAUGAACUAAAGGAGAACUUUGCAAAUUAUCUCCCUCUCCAUGUCCAACGACUGCAUCAGCUGGAUUCCGAGAAGGAGCGACUGAAGCGACUGCAAGACAUCAUGGCAGCAGCAGAUAUUGUUAUCUCUCAAAUUGACCAGACUGCAUUAGCGGUUUAUCUCACGAUGAAGACCGACCCUCGUCCAGACGCAGCCUCUAUAAAGAACGAUAUGGAGAAACAGAAGUCGUCACUGCUGGACGCGCUGUGUAGGAAAGGCUGUGCUCUGGCUGAUCUGCUCAUGCAGCCUCCAGAGCAGGAAGGGGCGAGCGCGGGUGAGGUGGGCAGCUCUGAAGAAGACCCACACGGCGUGGUUAAAGCACUGACCGACACUUUCUGGGAGGUUCAAAAGUGGGCCGAGCUCACUGACUCUAAGGUUCUGUCGUUUUCCUACAAACAUGCUUUAGCAAAUAAAAUGUAUGGAAGAGCUUUGAAAUAUGCUUCUAAAAUUGUAGAAGACAAACCCAGCAAGGAGAACUGGAAGAACUGCAUUCAGCUGAUGAAGUCUCUGGACUGGAUGCACUGCGCCAACUACACUGAAAACUGGCUUCCCAUCAUGUAUCCCUCAGACUACACACCUUUUUAAACCAGAUAAUGCAGGAUUGUCCUGUGAAAUGCAGUACCGGAUUUUAAAGACUUUUUUGAUGUGGUCCAACGUGGAUCCCAUUUAAGCUGGGUUUUUUGUUUUGUUUUUUUUUGUUUUUUUUAACUCUAUUUGACUCAGAAUUGCAAGUUCACAUGGGGGACGCGUCUACAUUUUACUACCAUAUCGUAAUCCUCCAGUCACAGGUUUCUCCGUUACUGUUGAGUAUGAUUGAUUGUAUAUUUUGUGGGCGAGGAUUUAUUCAUUACUUUUAUUCUUCAUAUCCUCUUUUGGUAUGUGUACAGGGAGGAGUUGCUGCUUGGUCAACAUUUCUUGAGUUAUAUAUUGUCCUAAAUCUACUGCAGUAGAGGGUUGUUGUGUGGGUUUUUUUUUUUCUUUUUCUGGAGUGCCAAUUUAUUUAAUUCUCCAUUAAAUAUUGGAGGGUGUAAGAGUAUCCUCCUCUUCAGACUGAACUGUGUUUAAAUGUAGAAACUGGGGUCACAGUGCACACAAUGCUAUAAAGGCAAUAUAAAUAUAUGUAAACCUACUUUUCCCUGAUAUACAGUAUAUGUACAAUGUAUGCAUGUUUUUUUAUUUUUUUUUUAUAAAGUCUAAGGGAUUGCUUUUGGCCACUUAUAUCAAAAGGAAAUUGAACUUUGCUUUUAUACUGUAUAAUGGAGUCCAUGUGUUGCCUUUUUAUGAGUGAAAGUAGUGCAGUGUGUGUGUGUGUGUGUGUGUGUGUGUGUGCGCACACUGUAUUUUUAAUUUAUUUAUUUUCUGCUGCAUAUGCUUACAUAGGUUUUUCUUUUUCCUUUCCGCCCCUCUUGGCACACUGGUCCUCUUGCUGUUUUAUUAUAAUCACAUUUAGCAAUUUCUACAAAAACCAGCUUGUUCAUGGCAUCUACUAGCACCCCCCCAUUAGUAUAAAAAAAACUGCUGGAAUGUAUCAUUUCGUACAUUUUGAAGGAAAACUCCACCUUGAUGAUGAUGAUAUUUAUAAUCAACUGAUAAUUCCAAAUAUUUCAGUGUAAAUAUGUUUAAUGUGCUUCAUGGUAGAGUUUUCCUUUACAUUGAUGUAGUAUGAGUUUGAGCUGUGCAUUAGGUAGCACAGUGUUGAGCUGCACUAUAAAGCCUAUGCCAAGUUCUUUUUAGCUUUCUAACAAAUGAAUCCAGCUUUGUGGUAUUAAUGCUAUUUGUAUUCUUCAUCAUGAUGCAGUAAAGCUGCUCAUGCCUAACUUCCAUAAUUGAGUUCUGUUUGGCUGUUUCUGGUAACUUCCAAAUGGAGUUUUAAUGGUUUAAAUGUCCGUUUACACAAUAUUGUCCCCGAGAAUGUGGUGCUUUACAGCCAGUAAUAUCGGUGUCAGAUUCACAGCUGUGGUUGAGAUGAAGUUCUCAGUUUCCACAGUUCAACAAUGACUGAACGGGAGACCAUUGGCAUCUAUUGCCAAAAACAAGUUCUAAGCUUUGCUUGUUGUUGGUGUGUACUAUACUUAUCAGUACUGCUCACCAGAACAUCGGAGUGAACGUUUCAGAUGAUGCCAUACAUUUCUAAGGAUAUUGUUUUAUUUCAUUGAACUCAUGGAAUUGUUUCCUUCUCCGGCUUGGUUUAAACACGGACACGGUUUUUGGUUUAGUCUGCAACUAUAUAUUCAGGGUUACACCAACAUGGAAUUUGCCAACAUCAAUCUCCUCAACGAUGGCCUUAAAUCCUCUCCAAUCUUCACGCCGUCCACCUCUUGAGUGCAGUCACAGGUCUCGUAUCGCUGUCGCUGCGUCAAAGAGCUUAGGAUGUAUUCAAGGAUGUCAUGUAUUUCUAAAGUUUAAACGAAUACUAGUUAAUGCCAAUAUUUUUAAAAUGUACUUUUAAUUUAAAGCCCACAGUAUGCGCUAGUAUCACUUUUAUAACCAUUAUACUUCAAGAGCUGUGUGGAAAGUUGUGACAAGUUAUUUUGUUAACAGUAAAUAUUGGGAAAAUGUGAUAUGAUGAAGAUAAUUCUAAAUAAAACUAUUUGAACACCAAA